AUGGCUCCUCGACGGCUACAUGGGCCAACCAAACUCAUUAUCGACUUCGAUGGAACGCUCACUGUCAACGACACUAUGGCAAUCCUUGGUCGACUGCCGAACAAUCCUCCCAUAUCUUGGCGUGAAACUUCCGAGGCUUAUAUGAGAGAUUAUCAGGUAUUCAAAGACACGCCUUACCCAUGGAAGAACUAUGAUGAAGAAGAGUACAGUGGCUGGCUGGCGUCACGCAAAUGGGUCGAGCAGCGCAGUGCACAGCGUGUACAGGAUGCUGGCUUCUUCAGAGGCGUGACUAGACAGGAUGUCCAUGGCAUUGUGGUGGCUGCUUUGGACGAUGGUAGUCUUCUACUGCGAGAUGGAUGGCUGGACCUUUUCGAGUUGUUUGUGACCGGUCAGGAAGAGGAACAACCCACAUCUGCCAGCAGCAUCAGCAUCAUAAGCGUCAACUGGAGCGAAUCGUUCAUCCGACGGGCUUUGUGGCAAGCCGCUCAGCGGUCCAGCCACGCGUACAAGGCUGCCAUAUGCCAUUACAUUGACCGCAUGGAGAUCUACGCCAACGAGAUCGAAGGACUUGACACACCUGAAGGCAGCUCAGGAGUCGUCUGUCGCGAGUCUGGACAGGACAUCCGAACCAGUGACGACAAGCUAGGCUACAUGCCUGAUACGUCUUCUGCCCCAGUCGAUGGGUCGAGCUCGUUGAUAGUCUACUUGGGCGACUCUUCGACAGACUUCGAUUGCUUGCUGACGGCCCACGUCGGAGUAUGGGUCUCCGACGUGAGCUUCGAGCAGCAUCAGCAGGCCUUCAAGGAGACGUUCAAGCCUUUCAAUGGCUUUGUCCCUGAACCCUUGUCGAAUGAGAGCAUCACCACAGACAUGAUAUGCUGGUCUCCAGAUCUCCAUCAAGUCUUGAAUUUGUUGACGAAGCCGCGCUGA
This is a messenger RNA of Zasmidium cellare ATCC 36951, 930 nucleotides long. RefSeq lists its product as uncharacterized. Lineage: Eukaryota; Fungi; Ascomycota; Dothideomycetes; Mycosphaerellales; Mycosphaerellaceae. The transcript has a single exon. The coding region runs from base 1 to 930 and encodes 309 amino acids. The record is from RefSeq and is a predicted model, not a curated record.